CUUCUCCUCAUGGGUGAUGGUGUAGACCCUCUAGUGUCAUUUUCUCACAUGUAGUUCACACAGCCAUUCACUUCAUUCCUUGUCCUUUCUUCUCCCACUUUCCUCAACCUCUCUCUCUCUUCUUCCCAUCAUCCCCACAAUCUCUGCAACUACUCCCCCCUCAGAAUUUUGAUCAAAUCCCUCCCCCCCAUAUCUUCUCAAGUAAAAGAGAACCCAUUAAACCUAAUCUCUCUCUCUCUCUUUCGGAAUUCAUACCUAUAAUCAAAUCAAAUCUACACGACAUAUACUUAAUCCUCUCGAAUUCUCCAUAGUUGCAUAUAGUUAUAAUGGAGUUGUUCCCAGCACAACCGGAUUUGUCCCUUCAGAUCAGCCCCCCAAACACCAAGCCCUCAUCGACUUGGCGGAGACCCGAUGAAGAUGUCAACAACUUCGACUUCUGGAAUAAGCUCCGCCCCUUCAACCUGAAACAUGACUCUCCAUUCGACCUCUCCCUCUCGAACCCGGAACCCAACUGCACCCCAAAAGGCACUGCCAACGUUGGCGGUAGCGGCAACUGCAUGCCUCAUUACCUUCAACAUAAUGGUCAUCGACAACAUCAAGGCCAGUCGAUGAUGAGUGAUGAGCUGCCCUUCCUCAGGCCAAUUAGAGGAAUACCCAUCUAUCAACACCACCAAAACCCUUACUCACCUCUCGCUCCGACCCCAUCCAACCAGGCGUGCUCACCCUCAGCUAGUUCUGUCUCUACGGGUAGCCGUAAUCAUGUCACCAGGAAUUCGAGUGGUCUCCAUUCCCAUCACAGGCAGAGGCCGUGGUCGAGGUUUCCAAUGAAGCGGAGCGUCAGAGCUCCUAGGAUGAGGUGGACAACCUCACUCCAUGCUCGGUUUGUUCAUGCUGUUGAGCUUCUCGGUGGCCAUGAAAGAGCGACACCAAAGUCGGUUCUUGAGCUGAUGGAUGUGAAGGAUCUUACUCUCGCACAUGUUAAAUCUCAUUUACAGAUGUAUCGAACGGUGAAGACAACAGAUAAAGCAGCAGCUUCUUCAGAUAUAUAUGACAAUGGCUCGUCAGGGGAUACCUCAGAAGAUCUAAUCGAGCUAUCAAAUCAGAAGGGGAGGUCCAAUCAUCGAGAUUAUAAGGAUGGCCAUGGUCUUUUGAGCACACAAUCGAGUUGCAGGGAAGCUAAUUGGCUGCAGGCAAACAAUAAACCAAGGGAGCUUGGAGAAAAUUCCCCAUCUCUUGAGCAAAAGGAAUCUGCCACAGAUUGCUUGAGCCACGAGAGAACAUCAGAAAUAAGCUCCUCAAGCUCCAAGAAGAAGCCCAACCUUGAGUUCACAUUAGGAAGGUCAUGACAUUAUUCCAAUCAUUUUGUCCAUUUCAUUUUAUCUAUUUACUAAUCAUUUUUAUAUAAUUAUCACACACACACACACAUAUAUAUAUAUAUAUAUUUUAUAUGUAUGUAUCUCUAGCUAGUUGGUCUCUCGCUCUCUCUCUCUGCCUCUCUCUCAUGGAGGGGCCUGCUAAAACAGAACCAGGUACCUGCUGAUGAGAAAAUCAGAGAUAAAUGAAAGAGAAAGAGAAAGGUGAAAAAGAAAAAAAGAAAGGAAAGGAAAGAAAAAAAUAAAAAAGAGAGGGUAGAGAGAGCUAAAGGAAAAGACAAAGAGACAAAGAAUGACAGAAAAAGCAAACAAAAGUUUCAAUGAGGAGGAGAAAAAAAAAGCAUGUCCUUUUGUUAUUGUUUUCAAUUUUAUCAAAGCUGUGGGAUCCUAAUCAAAGUAUCAAUAUAUUCUAAUUCUUCGUACGUAAA
Molecule: messenger RNA, 1801 nt
Organism: Punica granatum (pomegranate)
Lineage: Eukaryota; Viridiplantae; Streptophyta; Magnoliopsida; Myrtales; Lythraceae
Source: RefSeq, a predicted model, not a curated record